AUGGACAAAACAUCGUCAAAGAUUGAGACUUUCGAACUGUCUGAGAAAGCGCACCCAUACAUCCCCGUCAGCACAACCAAGAUUCUAUGGAACUACACUCGCGACCCACCACCCGACAUCCCCAAUGAGGUACUAACGGAACGCCGGGCUGCGCAGCAAUACCAUUCCGAGACAGUGGAAGACUUGCGAAGAUGGUUCAAGUCGCGCGAAACCGGCAUCUUCACCAAAGUCCUGCGGCGUCUCUUGUUGAGGGAUGUCAAGUUCAGGAUGCCGAGUGAAGACAGAGUGUACAGCGCCAUUAACCAUUUUUUCCCGCCUCGAUCCGAUAUCAUGGUCACGGUUUGUGACUUUGGACCCGGGAGAGCGGAACGCAAGGAAGUGCGUCUUGGCGAUAUUGAGAAAGAGUUUCACAGCAAACCAGAAUGGUCAACGGUGCGAUGGAUCCAUGCUCCUUUAGGCGUCGGCCUUCUCCACUCCUCCCUGGAGGCCCUCUUUUUCCACACCGGAUCCAAAGUGAUGGGUCCCCCCUUCACCAACGGGGGUCGCGCUGGCUGGCCUUAUCUUGAAUGUGAAACCUUUGAUCUCCGCAACACGCGCUGGGUCCAAGACUCUCGCGAUCUCCUACGCAUGUUGAAGGAUGAGGAAAAUAUCAGCCAUGUUCUCAACCGAAGUGUCUUUGCCGGGAUGAACGAUGAAAGGCUCACAAAGGACAUCAAGUGGCGCGCCCAGUAUGUUGGCCAGUCAGUCGAAUUCUGGGACUUGGCCAAGGCAGACCUACCCUGGCAGAUCUCCGAGGGCAGCCACCUGAACAUGAAUGGUCCCUCUGAGGGUCUGCGAGGCACCAAACUCGAAAAGGUUGCCCAGGCGCUGUGCCGGCAUCGCUUCUUCAAGAACUCGCACAUUGCCAGGAACCCAUUCCGCUGCUUUCACCGAGCUGACGGAUUCCUCCUGACCAUGUCACCCGCCGCGGGUGUGGACUACCUGAAUAUGAACUUGCCGUACUACCUCGAGUUGUCUCAGAAUGACCUAGCUGAAGAGAACUUCGCAUCGGCCACGGCACAAAUCUUUCGCGAGUUCUCAGAGACCGGGACGGACUCGUGGUAUCGCAGGAAUACGGAAUGGUUCAUGAUCUACCUCAUGACAGAGGUAGCAGCCACGCCACAUAACAUCCGCCAAGGAUACAGCGUCCCCUCCUUGAUGGACGCGUAUGACUCCAUCGUCCACGAACUGAAAGAGCGUCGCUACGACCAGUGGCAGCGCAACGAAACCAUCGCCCUCGUCCGCGCCUACCUAGUCUGUCUCGACGAGCUAAACGUCCUCAAGGAGAUAUUUGCCAAGAAGCUCGACUUUUUCCAACGCCUUCGCAAAGACUGCGACAUACUCCCCGAGUUGCAAGGUGCAGAUGUACAAGGCAAUCCGCCAGAUAACCCUGAGGGAGAGAUCCCUAUGAACCGCAUCGCGUUCGUCGAGCACCAGAUGAAGGAGUCGAAAGAGCAGUGCGAACGGUUGGGCGCGGACUUGAGAGAGUCGUUGAAUUCGCUCUUUCAACUCCGAUCCAUCGAGCAGAAUGAGCUUGCCAUCAUGGCCGACAACCAAAACAAAACCAUUUUCGCCUUCAGCGCCGUCACCAUCGUCUUUCUCCCGCUGUCCUUCUUCGCAUCCUACUUUGAGCUGAGCGUGAAGGGUGGAGACAAGACAAUCACAGAAGAGUACUUCUGGAAGGUGGGCGGAACCGUCUCGUUCUUCAUCAUCUUGCUUGUGUUCCUGUGGAGCUUCAGGUAUCGGAUCUUGAGGAGACUGGUACCGGUUAAUCAGAUCAAUCCUGUGUGA
This is a messenger RNA of Canariomyces notabilis, 1830 nucleotides long. RefSeq lists its product as uncharacterized. The record is from RefSeq and is a predicted model, not a curated record. The transcript is spliced from 6 exons. The coding region runs from base 1 to 1830 and encodes 609 amino acids. NCBI's taxonomy places the organism in Eukaryota, Fungi, Ascomycota, Sordariomycetes, Sordariales, Chaetomiaceae.